AUGCCACCGAGUGACACAUUGUCUGGUCGGAUCAACGCGGCGACCAGGAAGCAACAUACACGACUCAACCGACUGUUGAUGGACCGUCUGCCAUCAGCCCUUCCACCGCAUACAGAGUCACCACUUCUAUACAGCAAAGGGCUCGUACCGUUCGCGAGGAUCUUCAUACUUUUCGAAAUAGAGUGGGAGCUGCUGACAAGACACUUUCAUACAAAGGCCUCCACAUACUCGGGUCAUGAAUAUGACGUUCGCCAAUGGCUAUCCAACCUCCGGCCCUCCGGCCUCGCAAGAUCACAUCGCCUCAGAGACGACCUGAGACAUUUGCGCAUGGUCGCUGGACCGGAUAUAUACAACACGCCAGCUCUGGGCGACGCAUGGGUCAAGGACAUGCGAGACCUCAUGCGUAAGAAGCCUCAUGUCUUCAUGGCGUUUGCUUGGGUCUUCUACAUGGCAGUCUUUUCGGGCGGUAGGUGGAUUCGGCGGCAGCUUUCGAACGGCGGCGUAGAUUUCUGGUUGAGCCAGCCUGGUGCUCUUCGACCCAAGAGCGACCUCGUUGUACCUGGCUUCUCAUUUCUCUCUUUCGACAGCGAGCAUGAUGGCGAGGACUUGAAGGCGCUUUUCAAGACCAGGCUCGGGGAUGCUGAGCGGCUCUUGACGAUGGACGAGAAGCAAGACGUUAUCAACGUAUCGCAGCAGCUGUUUGAUCGUUGUGUGCUGCUCGUCCAUGAGUUGGACCGGAUGGCAUAUCGACAGAAGAUUCGGAGCUGGCUGCCGACGAUCCUUUUCGCCGCUUUGCUUCCAUUGAUGCUGAUGCUCGCUCUGGGCUACCUUGCUGGCUUCUCUGACUUUCUUUCCAGGCUCUUAUCUCCUCUCCGGAGAUUCCGCCCUCGCAUGGAGAUCUAG
This is a messenger RNA of Zasmidium cellare ATCC 36951, 903 nucleotides long. RefSeq lists its product as uncharacterized. Bases 1 to 903 code for a protein of 300 amino acids. The transcript has a single exon. Lineage: Eukaryota; Fungi; Ascomycota; Dothideomycetes; Mycosphaerellales; Mycosphaerellaceae. The record is from RefSeq and is a predicted model, not a curated record. Gene Ontology annotation, biological process: heme oxidation. Gene Ontology annotation, molecular function: heme oxygenase (decyclizing) activity.